AUGGAGUUAUUCUUGUUUGAUGACUUAUUAGUUGAUAACGAAGAGGAUGGUGAGGUUGUUGAAUUGAAGAAGUGUUCUCAUCCCUUUUUUAGUAACAUAAGUUUUAUUUCAAGACCACAUAUAGCCGAUGAUAAUGAUAAAGGAGAUGAUGACAACAGUAAAGCCCUAGUUUAUCAAUAUUGUGAUCAAAAUCAUAAAUAUGAUACAUUAGUAUCCAUCAUUGCCGUUGAUUACUCUUAUACCCACUUGAUCUGA
This is a messenger RNA of Lactuca virosa, 255 nucleotides long. Lineage: Eukaryota; Viridiplantae; Streptophyta; Magnoliopsida; Asterales; Asteraceae. The record is from the annotation of a GenBank genome assembly.